AUGUUAAAGGCUCUCGGAUUGUCCAAAUCGACGGAGCCAGUGGCCACGGCAGAGGAAAAAACAGCGCAAAUCCUCAAUGAGGUCCAAGACUUUGAGCUCACGCUCCGCGCGAUGGAUUAUGUGCUUGAUGACCGUGCAGAAGAGGGCAUUAACCUUAUCAAAGCCAAACAAGACGAACACACCAUUUUCAAGCUUGGCCUCGGCGUUGUGGAGUUCCUCGAGGCCACUUUGGGGUUUGAGCCGGAAACGAUGCGCAAAGCCUUCGUCACGUUGCAGCUGGCUGAGACGAUGUCGCUGCGCGAUCGCGCCAAGUUUCAGAAGAACAAGCUCAAAACGUCGUCUGUGUAUCCGCCGGGCACCGAGUACGCCGUUAUGUACGCCGAGUCCAACCUUCUCUCGGCCUUGAUCAUGUUGCUAUCUGAAAGUGUCAUCGAGUCAGCCAAAGCCUUGUACAAGUUGCGCAAGGCGUAUCACACGCUCGACGAGAUCAACCGAACGAUGCUCGAAUAUCUGACGCCGUUGCUGAAGCUCCAGAACCCCAGCACCGCGUCAUUUGGGUCGACAACCUCCACCACCUCCUUCGCUGACAUCCCGUUCCCUUUGUCCGAUAAGCAGAUGAGCGACACGAAGUUGAUCGCGCGUGUGGAUAAGGUUUUUCAGAUGCGCCGCAGUCGCAUCCGAGGCGCGCACAUCGGCAAUUCGCCAUUGGUGGAUCGAUUGAGAAGUACCUUGGGGGUGAUUACAAAGGGAACUGCUAUCGGCUCCGGCUCGGCAUCUCCAGAAAAUGCCGUUUCGGAUACCAUUGCCUCACAAAACGCUACGUCAGAAAAUGCCACCUCGGAAGAUUCUGCCUCCUCGGAAACCUCUGCUUCUGCGGAGGUAUCACUGGAAUUCGAUAUCGAUAAUGAUAAGGCCACAAUUGAUGAGUUCAUCCACUCGGGGGUCAACUUGUGCUUCGGAAUCCUCCAGGUGGUGCUCCUGUUAAUUCCACCGGCCAUCGGGAAGGUGCUCCUGGUGGUUGGCUUCAAGGGCUCGCGCGAACAGGGCCUCAAGAUGCUCUGGGAAGCCGCUAACGAACGUAACAUCCACGGGGGAAUCGCUCUUUUGGCCUUGCUUGUUUUCUACGACGGUCCAUUCCAGUUCACCGACCUGGACUUUGACGUUCCAGAUAGCUUGCCUGGCAUGGAGGGGCUUGCUAAUGACGACUUAGCUCCGGCAAAGUCUGUGGCAACCACCCUAGAUGAUGAAAUGACUCUUGUUUCGGUUCUAGGUGUUGGUGGCGGCGUCUUGGGUAAGACUGAAGACGAUGCAGAGGCCGACGACUUCUAUUCUGUCAAAUCCAACGAAGCAAUACCGGCGCCGGGUCCCCACGUCCUGGAGACGUACACACACACGCCGCUGACGCUUCUCAGACCGGGCAUCAAGCUCGAGACGGCCCUUCUCAGGGCGCGUGCGCUCUUCCCGAACUCCGCUCUCUGGCUCUUGCAGGAAGGACGGAUGCUUGCGUCACAGGGCAAGCUAGCGGAGGCGGUGGCAAUCAUGAGCAACCCUGCAGAAAUCGCGCACAUCCAGAUGAAGCAGGUCGAGGCGUUGCUCAUCUAUGACCGUGCGAUGAUCUUGUUGUUUCUCCACGAGUACGAGCGUGCGGCGGCUGACUUCUUGUUGCUAGUGGAAAAGAAUGCAUGGUCGCAUGGUCUCUACACAUAUUUUGCCGGCUGCUGCUAUCUCGAGAUCUACCGGAUGUUGAAGCUCGGCAUCUACACGUUGAAGAGCGCGGAGGAUUUGGCAUUGAGCAAGGUCGAGGCCAUGGUCAAGUACAGGAAGUUGGCGGAAACAACCAUCUUGGAGGCUCCUUUGUUGGUUGGGAAGAAAAAGUUUUUGGCCAAAACCAUGCCGUUUGACAAGUUCUUGCUCCGCAAAAUCGACUCGUUUGAGAAAACCCAGAAGGCAUACAAACUUGCCAGUAUUGUUGAUGCGGUGGGUGUUUCGCCGAUUCAUGAACUCAAGUACUUCUGGAACGGGUAUAACCGCAUGCCACGCGUGGAGUUGGAGAUUUCGCUCAGGAUGUUGGGCUACUCUGGGGCUGUGGGCACCGCUUUUUCUCUCAACGACUCCCAGGCGAUGUAUCCGCUCUCCUUCCCCGAGUCUAAGGAUGAUGCCAUGAUCCGCUACACGUUGCAGGCCAUUGCGCUUCGUCGCUUAGGCUACAUCCAGAAGGGCCAGCGGCUCGUGGAUACCAAGGUCAUUCCCCAGAUCAUGACGUCACCUGCGCUGGCACCCGCCGCGCAAUUCCAUUUUCAUAAAUUGACCCACGACCCGUGGUUGUACCCAGCCGUCUUCUAUGAGCGCGCCUUGUUCACGUGGAAGCUGCAGGGCGAGUGCGGCUUGAAGGAAGCCAAGGAGUGGUUAAAGCGCGCCGAGGUUGUGGGUGAGGGCGAUUACGAGUUGAGUACCCGAACCUCCAUGAAGAUCAAGGCAGCGGUAGACCGUUUAAACAGUUAG
Babjeviella inositovora NRRL Y-12698 is the source of this 2502-nucleotide messenger RNA. RefSeq names its product Iml2p (gene IML2). The record is from RefSeq and is a predicted model, not a curated record. Bases 1 to 2502 code for a protein of 833 amino acids. Gene Ontology annotation, cellular component: mitochondrial outer membrane; cytosol; nucleus. The transcript has a single exon. Lineage: Eukaryota; Fungi; Ascomycota; Pichiomycetes; Serinales. Gene Ontology annotation, molecular function: protein binding.